AUGGGGUGUAUUUUAAAUAGGGGGUGUAACUUGACAAACUCUUUGCUCAUUGGCUCUUCCAACUCUCAACAUUCACAUCAUUCACCAGUUGCUUCAGCUUCAUCAACUUCUGACUUGACACCUUUAUUUAGCGAUGACUUUAUUUCAAUAAAUUCAAGUUCAGAAAGUUCUUCACCUACAAGUCCCCCACCCGGUCAAUCACAACAAAAUCAUCGUCAUCAUCAUCAUAACAAUAACCAUAUUUAUGGUCAUACCCAUAAAGGAGAACUUCAACGUCAUCUAAGUUUCUCUGAAAAGUUGUCAACAAAAGUGGAUAACCACUCUUCCUUAUUUCAUCAAAAUAAUAACCGUCCAAAUGUAAUCAUUCAACAACAAUCUUCGUCUUCGUCCUCUUCAACUUCUUCAGUACACCGUCCUGUCCCUUUACGUCUAUCUAGCCCACAGGCACCCACCACUCUUCUACCUACAGCUUUGGGCUCUGCUUUGGCUAAUUUGCCCUCUUUGGGAAGCUGUCCAAAUUCUUCCCUAUUACAAACUCAAACAGCUCCUUCAUUGGCAUCUUUAGCCUUUUCGUUGGGCCAUAGUGCCUUUCUUCGUCCAACUUCCACAUCUUCCAAUAUUUUGUCCUGUAAUAAUUUUUCAACAACAACAACUUCAUCCUUGGGAACUUCUUUAUUUUCUUCUUCUACACCUUCACUUCCUUUUACUCAUCAAAACAACCCUAUUCCUUCCAAUAACUUCCCUUCAGUCUCCUCUACAGCUAUGGAUAGUCUUCACAAUUUAAUAUGGUCAAGACGUUUAGCACUUGCAGCAGUACAACAGCAACAGCAACAACAAUUUGGAAAUUGGUUACAGACUAGUGGACUAACUGCUACCAAUAAUGGCAAUACAUCUAACAAUUCUGCCACCCCCUUAACUACCCAUUUACUUAAUUUACAAGCUAUUGUUGCCCCAACAAAUAAUCCAAAUUCUUCGUUGAAUCAAAAUGGAGGAGGAAUAGCUAAUGUAGGGGGAGGAGGAGGACGGGCUGCAGCUGAACAACAUUUAAUUCCAGCUUUAGGCUGUACAGCGGUGGCGUCAGUACCGUCGAUAUUACCCUCUCGCAACAAUAAUGGUAGGUUUGAUUUGAAUAUGAAUACACGGGAUUUUGGGAAGAGUAUUUUUCUGUGGAUUUUAUCACUCUCUUCAUCCCAACAACACACUAAUAAACAACAAAACAUCCAUCAAACUCGAUCCUUAGCACAAUCCCCAUCAUCACUCUUUGCUGCUGUAGCUGCAAUGUUGCCUCAACAACAACAACAACAAAAUCGACAAGAUAACGAAAAUAAUUACAUUCGUCACCAACAACAAUUCCCUCAUCAAACUCCCCAUAUACGUCGUCCUCCUAUAAAUAAUGGUGGAUUAUUAACAGAAAUGAGAAGCGGGGAUUUAAUAAAUAUUGGUCGAUCAACAACAACAACCAACCAAGCAACUUCGAUUCAAUCAACUUCAAUUCCUCCUACAGAAGGAAUUUCUUCUUCCUUUGCUGUAGCAGCUGAACUUAGACAAUCUUUGCAGGCAUAUCAAGCUGCGUUGGUUGCGGCUGCUGAACGUGUUGCCCGUAAUGAAGAAGGUGGAGGAGGAGGAGUAGAAAGAAGAUUUUGGCAUUCACAACAAGUAGAUGGAAGGACGCGUUAUGAGUGUAAGGAAUGUUCAAAACCUUUUGGUCAGUUGUCAAACUUAAAAGUCCAUUUACGAACACAUACUGGAGAAAGGCCUUAUAAAUGUAGUAAAUGCAAUAAAGGAUUCACUCAAUUGGCACAUUUACAAAAACACGAUUUGGUGCAUACCGGGGAAAAGCCUCACCGUUGUGAGGUCUGUGACAAACGUUUCUCUUCUACUAGCAAUUUAAAAACACAUCUUCGCUUACAUAAUGGACAACGCCCUUAUAGGUGGGUUAAGAGUUCUUGUAUUUUUACUUUAUUAGAAUUGUCUUUGUAUUUUUUAAAAUUUGUGUUUUCUCAAGAACGUCCAUUUAUUUGUACUUCAUGUGGCCGUAACUAUAUUAGCCCUAGCGGUUUGCGCACUCAUUGGAAGAAUACUGCUUGCCGUCCACUUGCUAACGAACUAAAUUAUUUACAAAAUUAUGUUGAUGGUUUGGCUGGGGCGGGUACUGGGGAACGUUAUUGCCCUUCAACAGCUUCUAAUGUUAGGGUUUUGAGCCCAUCAAAUAUGGAGAUGGAAAGACAACAAGAAGAAUAUGAAGAAAAUUGUAGUGUUAAUGAGGAAGGAUUAUUUAUGAAAGGUGAAAUUGAGGAGGAGACUAGUGUGGGGGAAAAUGAGGAAGAAAUUAUAAAUGUGGUAAUUUUAAAAAUACAAAAUAAAUACAAAUUGUUAUAG
Meloidogyne enterolobii is the source of this 2379-nucleotide messenger RNA. NCBI's taxonomy places the organism in Eukaryota, Metazoa, Nematoda, Chromadorea, Rhabditida, Meloidogynidae. The record is from the annotation of a GenBank genome assembly.